AAUGAGUGUGAUGCACUGGACAAAUGUUAAUAAUGAAUCUCCAUCAAAAUUCAAUAGGCAAUCUUCAGAAACAUUGCCUCCUAUACGUAAAAGAAUAUAAAAGAGAAACGAAAAGGGUCUCUAGGAAACCACAUAUAAGUCAUUAUAUAAAUAGAACAAACUAGCUGAAAUAGUAACUAAAGCCUAGAAAAGCAAUGAGGAUCUUUAUGAAGAGUAUGACGAGAUAAAGAUUCAAGGCAGCAUAUUAAAAAUCAAUGAUAAUGUUAUAAUAAAAAAUGGUGAUCAUAAAGUUGAAGAUUAUGUUGGAACAAUAUAGAAAAUUUGUUCUGUUUUAGAACCAUCGACCAACAAGUUAAUUUGCCUGUGUUAAGUUUAAUGGUUCUUGAAAAAGAGUGAAAUUGUAAAUCAUAAGCCAAGAGCUAGAUGCUGGAUUGGAACUUAAGAAAUAUUUUCAACCAAAAAGAACGAUUAUAUUCUUGCUUAAACCAUAAUUUAGAAGUGCUAAGUAGUUAAUUGUGAUGAAUUUGUCAAUCUCGAAAACAGUGAUCUGACCACAUAUUAUAACAGACUUGAAUGGGAUGUUGAAAAUAAAAAAUUUACUAAUAUGAAUGAAAUCUAGUUGUACUGUCUAUGUCAAUAACCAUGGAAUCCUGAACUCAACUACAUUUAAGUAAAUUUUAAAUUUUAUUUUUUAGUGUGAUAAAUGUCAGAAAUGGUACCACUUCGAAUGUGUGGAUUUGAUAGAUGGAUGUUAUGACGAUAAAGAGUAUAUUUGUGGAUAUUGUAAUUGAUUUCUAUUCUUGUAUUAAAGUCUUUCUUAUUAAACAUUUAUUUAACUUAUUUUUAAAAUAAGGCAAGCUUUCUGAGGUUAUGAAAAUUAGUUAGCUUAAAUUUAAAACAAAAAAGCCAAUAGGAUUAACACUGGAUUAUCUGGAAAACCAGUAACCCUAAAAAGAGAUACUUCCAGAAGUAAAAAAAUGUGAUUAAUAAGGCUUAAGAAAUUAAUUAAAUUGAUGAUAUUUUCAAUCAAUAUCAACAAUAAUCACAAACAAAAGAACUUGAUCCAUUGAAUCAAUCAAAAUCAUCAAAUUUUGAACGCUAUUAAAAUGAUGAAUCAAGCAGUUCUAAACCUAUACACUUACCAAUCGGUAUAAAAUUAUUGUUAAUUUUUCCAGAUGAAGACAAUGACAAUAAAAAGGUUUAAAAGAUAAUUUUUGAAGAGUAUUAUCCAUAAAAUAAUGGAAAUAGAGAUAAUUCGGAGAAUACUCAAAUUUAAUACGAGAACUUAUCAAAUAUUAAUUCUAAAUUGGUUUAAGAGCCUCCAGCACCUAAAAACAAAGAUAAAGUAAAGUAAACUUUUCCAUAAAAUGGAUCUUCUAUGGCAGGAUGUAAGUUUCUUUGUUUAUCAAAAGUGAAGAAAUAAAUAUAAAUUGCAAUUCCUCAAGUUGAACAAAAUAUCACUAGUUCAUAUGAAUAAACAAUGAUAAAAUAAUAAUAAAAAUAAAAUUAAAUGAAUGAUUUAGAAUUAAAAUCAUAAAUAUUUUAAUUGUAAAAUGAUAAAGAUAGGAUUAAAAAUUAGUAUAAACUUGAAAUCGUAGAAUUAAAUGCCCUUAUCUAAGAUUUAUAAACCAAAUUAGAAAUAGAGUAGGCAGAAUAAAUGCAGUUGAAACAAUAAAAUCAAAAAUUAGCAAAUCUUAUUUCAUAAAUUGAUAAUUAACUUAUUCCAAAGUAGGAUAGAGAAUAAUUUAUGUGUAGUCAUCACAAUAAUUUAAAUGAUAAAGAAAAAAUAUGUUAUUUAAUUGAAAAGCUCAAUGUAAAAUCAACACAAAAUGCUAAAUUACAUUAUGAGAUAAUCAAAUUAUAAAAUAAUGUAAAAAAUAAAGUUUAAAUUAAUAGGUUGAAAUGCUUGAAACUCAAUCAAUUAUAAACCAAAACAAUGAUAAUUAAAACCACAAUCAGGAUAAAUAAUCUAUCAAUUAAGUUCCACAAUACUUAGGUAUGGAGGUUCAAAAUCCUACCUAAAUUUAUAAUAAAAAAGAAAACAUAAAAGCAAGCGUCAUGAUGUAAUAGAAACAAUCAUUCUUAAACCUAAGCGCAAAUCACUCAUAAUUAGAUUAGAAUAAAAAUAUGAACUUGUAUUUCUUCUACUAAACAAAAUCUUAGUUCAAAUGUGAUAACACCUUAAGCCAACAAAAAUGAAGUAUCUACUUCAAUUCACAAAAAUCUGACUUUGCAUUAAACAAAAAACGGUUAUUUCAAAGAAGAUAAUUUAUAAUAGAUCAGAAAAAUACAGUAUGAAAUCAUUAUUUUAUUUAGAAGCACAAAAAACUCUACAUCUGUUGGAGAAUUAAAUAUUUUAAGAUAAGAUCCUACGAAUUAUUCAAAUAUAUUACAAAACAUGAUGAAAAAAGCUACUCCUAACUCGCCCAAUAAAUAACUUCAUGCAACAUAAAAGUUUAAAGAGACCUUAGAUUCAAAACUAAAUAAUAUUUCUGAUAAAUAAAAAUCCUAUGCUAGUUUACUAUUUUCAGGAGGUGAUUUGAAAAAAUCUAGAUACAAGGAUGCUUAUUAUAGGCAAUAUUCUCCUCACAUCAACGAUGAUAUUUAGUUUAAAACUAGAUAGUAAUUUCUUUUUUCUAAAUUAGACUAUUUUCAUUGAAACCCUAUUCAAAUUCAAGGAAAGAAUCAGAAACAAUAAAAUCUGAAGAGUCUCAUAAACUCAGCACAGAUAAAGCUAAAAAUUAAAAUAAAUAUGAACAUUUAAAUUAUCAAAAGAAAGGUACAUUUUAAUCCACUUUAGAUAUUUUGCAACUGGUGAAAGACAUAAAUAAUUAAAAAAUCGGAAGUAGUUAUGCAGAUAAUAAUUAUUAGUUUCAGCAAAAAUAAAUUACAAAAGAAAAUGUGAUGCCAAAAAGGAACAAAAAUCUAAUCUUCGCUAGUACGUUAACAAUCUUUAUUGAGCAGGUGC
Messenger RNA from Paramecium octaurelia, 2968 nucleotides. Lineage: Eukaryota; Ciliophora; Oligohymenophorea; Peniculida; Parameciidae. The record is from the annotation of a GenBank genome assembly.